UUUUUUGUCGUCAUAAAAUCAUAAAAUAAACAAUAAUAUGGUCUCUAUGUGAAUAAAUAAUAUUGUGAUCUGCGAAGCGUUUUGUUUGCCGUUUCCGAUUUCGCGCACAAGAAAGAAGAACGCUCUGCAAAACGAUACGGAAGGCCGCCAGCCACGUUUCUUUUUCUCACUCUGUCUCUCUCACACCGUCUGUCUCACCGACCAACCGAACGAAUCGCGUCGACGUGCCAGUACUGCAACUCCGAGCCACUGCCAAUCGCCGAACAGUGUUGUUUUGGCGUUGUGUUGUACGCGUUUUUAGUCCAUUGCGUACCCACCGGUUGUCGUGUGGCGCGCAGGGACGCUGUUUUUUUAUUUAUUUUUCCCGUUGUUUUCUAAUUAUGUUGUUAUUGUUCCAGUUUCAGUUUUGACUUGUUUCUUUGACAAAAUUGUUCACAAUAAUAUCGUAUUGAUUAGUUUAACAUACAAGUAGACUGUGUACAGUGAACCUCGUUUUCGUUUUCGCGCUCAUCCGACGGUCGCUGAACCGUAAUAAGACUUAUUCAAGACACACUUAUUGAAUAAUCAGAUAAAUAUAAGUAUCAAAAACCUGUGAUGCCGAGAGAUCGUGAAUAAAAUAGAGUAUUCAUAAAAUCCCUUUAAAAUGUAUGGAAUGACAUCGGCAAUAAGUGAUGCUCUUCCAACAGACAUUGAUAUUCAGUUAACAAAAUCAUUAGAUGAUGCUCUUUCUAAAGAAAAAGUUAUUACUACUGAUGAAGAUUUAUCCCAAAGGCUUGAAGUAUUAUCAAUGCUUAAUAAUUUGGCUAAAGAAUGGAUACGUGAAGUAAGUAUGGAAAGAAAUUUACCUGAAAUAACUGCUGAAAAUGUUGGAGGAUUAGUAUGCACGUUUGGAUCAUAUCGUCUUGGCGUUUAUCAUAAAGGUGCUGAUAUUGAUGCAAUUGUCAUUGUCCCUAGACAUAUAACCAGAGCUGAUUACUUUGCAACAUUUUAUAAUAAGUUGAAAGAAAAUCCUAAUAUAAACAAUGUUCGAGCUGUUGAAGAAGCUUUCGUUCCAGUAAUUAAAAUGAUAAUACAAGGCAUUGAAAUUGAUAUGUUAUUUGCACGUCUUGCUUUAAAAGAAGUACAUGAAGAUACUGAUUUGCAACAGGAUGAUCUAUUGAGAAAUUUGAAUCCCAAAUGUGUACGAAGUUUAAAUGGAUGUCGUGUAACAGAUUCUAUUUUACGAUUAGUUCCAAAUCGAGAAUCCUUUAAGAAAACAUUAAUUGCAAUAAAAUUAUGGGCUAAACGCCAUAGAGUGUAUUCGAAUGCCUUAGGAUAUCUGGGAGGAGUUUCUUGGGCAAUGUUAGUAGCAAGAGUAUGCCAAUUAUAUCCAAAUGCAGCACCAGCAACUUUAAUACACAAAUUUUUUUUAAUUUUUUCUAAGUGGCAAUGGCCUCAACCUGUAUUAUUGAAACCAUCAUAUUUUAUGGAUCUUGGAUAUCCAGUUUGGGAUCCAAGAGUAAACAUGGCAGAUCGUAAUCAUGUUAUGCCUAUUAUAACUCCAGUUUAUCCUCAACAAAAUUCAACUUUUAAUGUUUCUCAUUCCACACUUGCUAUAAUACAAGAUGAAUUUAAAACAAGUUUAGACAUUAUGGGAGAAAUUUUAACUGGAGAAUCUAGCUGGUCAAAAAUUUUUCAGCCAUCCAAAUUUUUCACUAAAUAUAGAUAUUUCUUAGCCAUAACUGUAUUUGCAAACUGUGAUGAAGAAUUACUUGAAUGGAGAGGGUUAGUUGAAUCAAGGCUUCGUUUUUUGCCUACAUCUUUAGAAGAAAUUGAAUGUGUUCAAAGAUCUCAUUUAAAUCCUGACCAGUUUGUCUUACCUUAUGAAAAAUCACAAGGAAGGCCAUCAUCAGUUUGGUUUGUUGGUCUAGAAAUAUCAAAGUCUAAUGGCACUGUAGUUCAAUUAGAUUUUAGUACUCAUAUCCGAGAUUUCUGCUUAUUGGUGAAAAGUAGAGCUCAUAGCAUUUUUAAAGCUGGAAUGGAUAUACAAGUUAACCAUUUAAAAAGAAAAGAUUUAAAGGAUUAUGUACCUGAUGAGUUGAAAAAAGAAAAGGCUAUUCCAAAUACUGUAGGUAGUAAAAUUAUUGCUCGAUUAUCAACUGAAGGUAGACAUUCUAUAUCAGAGUUGGUUGAAGAAUCACAAAAAAGCCCUACAUCUAGGAAACGUAGUGUUGAGGAUUGUAUUGAUGAUAAUAUCAUUAAAAAAAACCUAUUGUCAAAUGAAGAAAAACUUUUUGUCUUGGGUUCAGUAGAAUCUCAUAGAAGCCCAUCAUCUGAAAAUAAAUCAAACAACCUAAUUAAUACUUUAUUAUCAACUGAAAAAGAAAAUCAUUCUAUGUCAACCGAAAAUGAAACCAAAGAAAAUAUCAAUAUUGUAAAAGAAUCUCUACUGCCAACUGAAGCCAGACAUUCCACUGUUGAAUCGGUAGAUUCCCUGACUAGUCCAGUAUCAAAUAAAUGCUAUGCUGAUGAUGAAACUGAUGAGAAUGAUCAGAAAAAAUUAAGGCUUCUUCAUCCAACUGUUGCCUAAUUACCCAUGUGUUCAUAUGAUAUAAAUCUUCAAAUAAAAAUAUAUAUAUAUAUAUAUAAAUAUAUUUAAUAUACAUACAAAAAAAAUUUAAAAAAAAAAAACAAAAAAAAAAAACAAAAAAUGAACAAAAUGCCCAUC
Molecule: messenger RNA, 2707 nt
Organism: Rhopalosiphum maidis (corn leaf aphid)
Lineage: Eukaryota; Metazoa; Arthropoda; Insecta; Hemiptera; Aphididae
Gene: hrg
Product: poly(A) polymerase type 3
Exons: 3
Coding region: 644-2569 (641 amino acids)
Cellular component (GO): nucleus
Molecular function (GO): RNA binding; poly(A) RNA polymerase activity
Source: RefSeq, a predicted model, not a curated record